Molecule: messenger RNA, 669 nt
Organism: Clonostachys solani
Lineage: Eukaryota; Fungi; Ascomycota; Sordariomycetes; Hypocreales; Bionectriaceae
Source: the annotation of a GenBank genome assembly
AUGCGGUUCCUCUGUCUUCACGGAAUGGGCACAAAUAGCAGGAUCUUCGAGGCCCAAACAGCUGCUAUCAGAUAUGGCCUUGGAAGUCUUCACACGUACGAGUACGUUGAUGGGGCGCUCCCAACUGCAAUGGCACCAGGUGUGGGUAUAAUUUCCGGCUUGGAGGAUGAAUACCUCCAAUCCCUCUACGAAAAAUACGCCGCUACAGCCACAGCGGGCCAGGACAAACAGUUCCCUCGCCAUAUUACCAUCUUUGACUCUGCCCCUUCCACCAACUUCCGCGUGAGUAAAGCGGUGGCCUUCUUCACCGUUAACCUAUCGCCUAUACAGCGCAUAAUCGCAGCCCCUUUCCUCUAUUUGGCGGCAGCGGGCUGGACGCUGGUGCUUUGGCUCAGACUGACCGCUGAUAUACAAACAAGGUCGUGCAAUCACCACAAUAGACGAGAUUUGGUGUCGGAAGCCCGCAGGACUUAUAUUUACACUGACACGGAUGCUAUCGUUCAUCCAGAUGACGUGGAGCAGCACGCGCGGGAAGCAGAGAAGGCGGGCUACACGGUGAGAAGAGAGAAGUUUGUCGCUUCAGGGCACGUAUCACACUCUAGGAAGGAUGCAACCAGAUACUGGGGGAUUGUGACAAGUACGUGGGAUGGGAGCUACCCUGCAAACUAG